AUGGCUAAGUUCUUUGAGAUAGAUUUGAUUUCCUUGUCUUUGCUUAUAUUCUGUAGUCUUGUUCAACCCGAGGAAACAUGCAAAUCGUCAUAUUUUAAUAAACGUUAUCAAGGUAAGUGUCUUAUUUCUGUUUAAUAUUAUAAUUUUAUCAUGAUGCUCAACAGUCAUGCAUCUUUCUACGUUCUCCGGCCCAAAGAAACAUUUAAACUUCAAAUAUCGGUCGAGUGUUUGGAUGUUACUUCAACUUUUGUUGCAACUUACAACGCAAUUUUGGACAGUCUACUGAUGAUGUUAAGUUAGAUCAGUAAAAAUCAUUGAGCAUUGGUUAUUUCUCGCCUUCAUGCUAUUUUUAUUCUCAUUCAUUCAUUGCACGCCAGGAAAAUGUUGGCGGAGUAAAAUGUGGGACAAUUACUUGGUUCUACUGUGAAAACGGUUUAAAACGUUUGCGUUGAAAGUUGCAGCAAAUAAUACCGCGUACGCAUGUUACUAAGCGGUACAUGCAUACAUAAUAUGGUCUUAAAGAUCGGAACGGUUGCAGACACAUCCACACAAAAAGUUGCGAAAGAUCAUCAUUAAAUUCAAAUUUCUGUACUAUGUAGUGCGACACAAAUAGUCAUGCAUCAGCUUCACGCAGUAGUUUUACUACUAUGUUAAUAUUGCGACACUUUACUACAAUGCGACACUUUACUACUAUGCGACACUCUACUACUAUGCGACAUUUUACUACUAUAUUAAUAUUUGAAUAAAAUUGUAAAUUAAUAUGGAGUUUGUCAGUCAGAGCACAUAUAGCGGCCACUUGCAUUUUUUUGUAUUCCAACAAAAGCAGAAAGUAUUUAUUUGGUCUGAAGAAGAUCUAAUCUUAAGAAACGAAAUAGAUACUUACUAAGCAGAUGAACGCGGUGUGUUGCAAUUAUUAACUUCUUAUUGACCGAGCGCGAGGUCUGUAGAAAGAAAUAUCGGACCGAAGUCUUUUUUGUACAGACCAAAACCCGUAGGGGGCGAGGUUUGUACAGAAAGACCGAGGUCCGAUAUUUCUCUGUACAUAUCGAGCAAGCGAGGUUAUUAAUAAAAAGUUGACAUCUAUAGGCAUUUAUACUUGAAACGAACAAGAAGUCUAUGAUUUGAAAUGCCUAUUUGUUGCGUGGUACACAUUUGGUCGGAGAAAACAAAAAAUACCUGUAAUGUAUUCCUUCUUUUCCACUAGAAACCACUCGCAGAUAUCUUACUAAUAACAAUUCAAUUAUAAUUUUCAAUUAGUUUUCCUGUUUUGUUUUAAAAUGCAUGCGUAUGUUUUUACGUAACGGGCCACGCAAAAUGGACCGCCAAGUCCAUUAACGGGAAAUAAUGGACCGCUGGAAAUGCUUCUCAACCCCCAUGGGGUGGGGUUGGGCCCUCCUCCUGGCAAUCACGACGAAAUAUAAUGAAGUUGAAAUAAAAGCUUCGCGGAAGGUCAUGUACGUACAGUUUAACAUCAAAAAGGUCUUCCAUUUUGUGGCCGUUUGAAUAUUUCAGGUCUUCCAGACCAUUAUAUCUUGACAGAUCCUUACGUUAAAGAUGUUUUGACAAUAAUUAGUAUAUUCAGCUUCAUCAUUUCCCGUCGCACUCAAACUCCGAAAUUUACACUUGAGAACCAUAAUAAACCGAGAAAUUGUAUAUAUAGAAAGAGGAAGACAUUUUUAAUUAGUUAAUUAAAACUCUUAAGAGAAAUGUCUGGCAUAGAGGAAAAUACUUAGGAAAAGCUGUGCAAAGUACGGCUAAACGUUUUGACAAGUUAACAGAACCUAAAGAACUAGGCCUAUUAGUAGUGUAUACAUACAAUCAACAUUCAAUUCAUAUUUUUCAGCCCUCUAGACACCUUCCUCAAAAUUAAACCCUUUAUACGAUCUAUUAAGGCGGAUCUCAACUAAACGAUUUUUGAGACGAUUUUUAUGCCGAUCGUCAUAAAAAUUCGCAACGCCAGAUUUAGACAGAAGUGAGUGAAGAUGAACUAGCAGCAACAAAAAAGCGCGAAAUCUUAUUGGUUAAAAAUUUGGUGAUCGUCUGGCGCUCGACGAAAAGUAGAAGUCAAUCCUACUUUUCGUCGAGCGCUAGACGAUCGCUCUUCGAACAUUUUUUUUCGUCGCGAACUGCGUUGGCGAUCGUCUCAAAAAUCGUCUAGUAGAAAUCCGCCUUUAUGGACAACAUUGAUCCAUUAGAAUAUUUACAGCAUCAGUAUUGAAAAGCCAUUACGUAAUUAAAAGACAGAAGGUCACAUUAUUAUCAAUAAUUGAUCACAUAUUAGCCGUAAUGCAACUUAUUAAUAAAAAUACCUUUAAUAAGUUGCUCCAUUUUAGGAUUCGUGACUAUUUUUUAUGCAUGCAUGCAUCAAUUAGUCGCUAGAGCGCAGCUAGCAAUUAUACAUAAAAUUGAAAUAUAUUUCCAAGAUACAACACUUUCCGUCUUCGUUCUAUGUCAGUCUUAGCCUGAUCGUGCUUCAUCAGUUGUGUUAUUUUGGAAGCAGGACAAUAGAUGUUGCACAUCUCGCAAAAAAUGCCAAACCUAAAUUUCAGACUCCCUUUCUUUGGGUAAAUUUUAUUAAACUUUGUACAUUUUCUAAUAUCAGCUUAACAAGUGCAAAUAUAUCCUUUUUCUUCAAAACUCCAUGGAGCGGAAAAUUUUCAAUAUCGAUUUUCGACGGUUUAUAAAUUUUCUAGCAAACGUAUUGAUAGAAUUUUAUAAAAUGGAAGAAAAAAGUCAUUAUACAAGAAUUUAUCUUUUAUUCAAAGUUUUAAAACGAUUCACUGAAGGCAAUUUUUAAAAUGGCCGGAAAAUGACAAGUUUUGGGCUUUAUAUCAAGCACGUAAAGGACUUUCAACAGAAAAGUAGCAAAUUGUAAUUUUAGGAUAGCAAUGUCAAAGUGUCCAAUAAAUUUCGUCUUCGUAUCAUGUAAAGUGAAGAAUCAGAUGUCUCUUCAAUACUAUUGAGUAGAAAAAUGAAAAAACCCUAUGGGGAGCCACAUUUAUGUUAAGCCCUCAAAACCUCUUCUUGUACGUUCCUUUUAAUUAAUUUAUUUUUGAUGACUGUUUCUGAGGUAUCUGCUGUUUCCACAUCGGUUAAAUCAUUCACAUUUGUAUAAUGAUUCAUUACAAGCGCUGUAUAAAUUUAUUUAUAAUAGAGAAUUUAAGCUUCGCGUUAUACGUCAAACGGCAAACGCCAGGCAAAGAAAAAUUUUACGGUAUCAGGUAAUAAAGAGUAAACAAACUUGCUGUUUUAAAACUGAAAUACAUAAUUAUUCUUUCGACGCAAGAAAGAAAAUAUGAAACGAAGACAUUCAACGAAAAGUUUGCCAAGAAAGUUCGAAUCUACCGUUUGCGUUUCCCGGAAACGUGAAGCUUAAACUCCUUAAUAUUUGUAUUCGAGUGCUGUAAAAGUAUUCAUACUUUUUCUAUUUUCUCGCUCUAGAGGUUAGUUAACUACUUUUCUAAAUCCGUCAUUAUGGAAAGCGAGGAUGAGUGUGCAUCGUGAGAUUAGCUGUUCUUCAUUCUUUCUCAAUAACAUUGUGUAUUCCACUAAAGUUAAAACCAUAGUUGGAACACUAAUCAAACCUUUAUUUUGUUAAAAUAAACUAAUGUUAUUCUGCAUAACUGCCAGCUUUCCUCCACUCUCAUCCUCGUUUGAUCCGUGGGGCUUAAAAUGAAAAUUUUAAAUAUGAAGUGAAACCUGAUCCAACAUCUUCCAACGUCAGUGAACAUUAAUUGCCACCAUAAUAUACAUUUGUAAACUAUUCACUGCAGAUUUCAUUUCUUCCAGAUAUCUCACGUUUGAAAGAAGACAUAAUCUCUGAGUCAAGACAGCGUAGUUUGGUUCAUUGCGGUUCUAGUUGUUCGAGACACCGCUUUUGUAUCGCGUACAAUUACAAAGAAAAUUGCAAAGAAAAUGAAACCAACUGCCAGUUAAGUGACACUACUAAGCAUAAGUUUGAGAAAACGAGCCACGGAGAUAAUGGCUGGACGUUUUACGGGGCUGUUUGUAAAAAGAUGGUGAGAAAAUACUAAUCUCUACGCGAUUAAAAUAAAAGCUGCCAUAGUUGAACAUAAAUAGAUAAAAAGCCUAUCGAUCUGUUCAAACAAACGUCCUUUGUCACUGGUUAUAGCCUCCACCUCAUUACUUAACCUCCGAGCCGCUUUGUUUGCUCAAUAUCGUCCAGUGAUUGCAAUCGCAGCAUCUAUUUAUUGUCAAUUCAAUCUUGCAUUGAGACGUCAUAUAAAUAGGCGUACGAGACAGGGGGAAGGAGGGCAACCCCCCAAAAUGUUGGAAAACCAUAGAAAUUCGGACAAGUGCUAGGAAAAAUAAUGAAAAUUAGGGAAGACUUAUCAGAAAAUAUGUUUAAUUCAGCUAAUUUCGUUAACAAUCCUUCAUAAAAAUUUGGGCAAACUUUCACUCCCCACGCGGAAAGCAUCAGCCCCGUACGCCAAUGGUUAUAGAUAUCCGGAGGAAUAGUUUAAUUUCACCUAGUAAGUUUCAAAAAGUUAGUAAAAUGGCCAACAUUAUCGCCAUAAUAGCACAACUUAACUAACCAGAGUACAAAGUUGAAAGCAUUAUCGCUAAAUAUUUGAAAACUCUGACGUUUCUUCGACAUCACAUUAGAAAUAUUGUUUUCCCAAACAUUUAGAAAAAAUCAUUCUCAUGUGUAAAUUAUCAGUCCAACCACUGUUUUCUAAUUUCUACCAUAUAUAAUAGGAAACUCUUUACUUGCAAAAAGUUUUUAAGUGUACUCGGGGUUUAACGCAUAGUUGACAUCUCUUCCUGGAUUAUUUCCAGUUUAUUCGUGAAGACAAAGAAUGUAAUAAUGGCGGGAAUCUAAUCUUGGAUCUUGAUAAAUGUGAUUGUCCAGACGAUUUUGAGGGAGAGCAUUGUGAAACGAAGAUAAGUAAGUAA
Paramuricea clavata is the source of this 4917-nucleotide messenger RNA. NCBI's taxonomy places the organism in Eukaryota, Metazoa, Cnidaria, Anthozoa, Malacalcyonacea, Plexauridae. The record is from the annotation of a GenBank genome assembly.